AUGUUGGAAUCACUCGUAUCCACUUUACUGAAUAGGUUCCUUGGAGCCUAUGUCUCCAACUUGAACUAUAACCAACUUCAAAUCGGCAUAUGGUCAGGCGAGGUGGUUCUACGUAAUCUAAAACUGAAACGCGAAGCCCUCGAUAAGCUGAAUCUUCCCGUGGAUGUUUUGGAAGGUUAUUUGGGCGAGUUGACGCUCAAUAUCCCAUGGUCCAACUUGAAAGGCAAGCCAGUCAUGGUGGAUAUCAAGGAUGUCUAUGUCCUUGCCGUGCCGAGAAAUGAGUCCACCAUGACGACCGAGGAAUUGCAACAGAGACAAUACGAAGCGAAAAUGCGAAAGCUCGCGAAUGCCGAACUUGUGGAUCGUGGCCGAGCGGUUGAACCUACCGAUAACACCAAGGACGCCCAAAACGAGACCUUUGUAAACCAGCUCGUAACCAAGAUUCUCAACAACUUGCAGUUUUCCAUUACCAAUAUUCAUAUUCGUUACGAAGACGAUGUAUCGGCCCCCGGUCAUCGAUUUGCAGCCGGUAUUACGUUGAGCGAAUUAUCGGCGAUUUCUACAGACGAGAACUGGAUUCCUCAGACCAUCGGAGACGCCGUCAACACGAUUCAUAAGUUGGCUACACUCGAAUCACUGUCGGUGUACUGGAACACCGAUACACGAUCUCUGUCUCAGCUGUCGCCAGAAGAAGCACACAAAACGUUCAUGGAAUUGAUCGCCACCAAAUCCAACAUUCCGUCUGAACAUCAGUAUAUUCUAAAGCCUGUGUCUGGAACGGGAAGAGUUAAAAUGAACAAGAAAUUCGGAUCGGAUGUACCAAAGGGAGACGUGACCAUGUUGUUUGAUGAGCUCGCUUUUGUUAUUGAUGAUGAGCAGUAUCGGGAUGCCAUCUUGAUGAUUGAUUUAUUCCAUUCCUACUUGAAAAAGCAAAAGUAUCAACAUCUGCACCCACCGCGUGCGGUGAAGCCAAAACAAGAUCCUCGUGCCUAUUUUCAAUUUGCGGCAAGAGCCGUUUUAUCGGAAAUUCAAGAGAGAAACCAUCGAUGGACGUGGGAUCACUUUAAAGAAAGAAGAGACAAUCGCCGAUCGUACCUUGAAUGCUAUGUGGCGGAGAAAUUGGGCCGUGCCACCCCGGAUCAGCAGGAUCGCUUGAAUGAACUCGAACACAAACUUAGCUUUGAAGAUAUUCGUUUCUAUCGGAGCCUCGCCAAAAGUCGUCUCAAACGCGAGAAAGCCAUAUUAGCGGCCGAGGAAGAGCGUAAGAAAAAGGAAGCUGCAGCCAAUGCUUCCAAUAAAGGCUGGCUCAGCUCUUGGUGGUACGGUUCAGGGGCAACGACACCAGGCGAACAAGAUUCAGACGAGGACAGCUUGGUGGUGACCGAAGAGCAGAAACAAGAGUUUUACGAUGCCAUUGAAUACGACGAGGAUAAAGUGGCCUUGGCUGAAUCUAUUGAUCUUGCAAAAGAUACCAUCAUGCUUGCGUUGCGUAUGACGCUUAACAAAGGCUCGUUCACUGUUAAAAGAAAACCGCAUAGCGAAAAUCCUGUAGAACUUGUGUCGCUUGUUUUCGAUACCGUCAUGCUAGGCGCUAUUCGGUACGUGGAAUCCUUCAAAGCGACGGCAGCACUCGGUGAUCUGCGACUGUACGAUGGUGUAACGCAAAGCUCGCAGUACCGCCAAUUAAUUGGCGUCAAACAAAAGGAAGAGAAUUCAGACAAACGAUCGAGCGUGGAUCAGCAGAUCUUCAAAUUCUCCAACAUGAACAACCCCUUUUUCUCGGUGGUGUUUGAGCAUAUGCCGUUGGAUGGGCGUGCCGAUAACGCGGUGGCACUCACCAUGCGCAAUAUUGAUAUCGUAUACAAUCCAGUGAUCAUUCGCGAGAUAUUGGAAUUUUUCCGGCCACCGGAAACCAGCGCAGACAGCGUCAAUGCAUUGAUCGAAGUCGCCGGCGAUACCUUUGAAGACAUCAAAAAUCAAACGCGAAGCACCCUCGAAUUUGCGCUGGAACGUCACACCACCCUGGAUCUUCGCGUAGACAUGGAUGCCCCUGUUAUUGUUAUUCCAGAAGACUGCACGUCUUCAAGUUCGCGUGGCAUUGUACUCGAUGCGGGUCACAUCAAUGUGGAGAGCAACUUGGCCGAUCCUCAAGCGGUGGAACAGAUGAAAGCCAAGAAGAAUACGGAGUACACUAGUGAAGACUAUGUUCACUUGCGGUCCAUGAUGUAUGACAAGUUUACUGUUCAUCUGACCCAAACCAAGAUUUUGGUGGGCGAUUCCGUCAAGACGUGCUUGGAGCAAGUGCGAUCGCCCAAACCUGAAUACAACUAUUUGCACUUGGUGGAGCGCAUCGAUAUGACAUUUUUGGUGGAAAUGUGUAUCCUGCGGAAAUCCAAUGAUUUGGCCCGAUUCCGCGUUUCCGGACAUCUUCCGUUACUGGCGGUGAAUUUCUCGGAUACCAAAUACCGAAGCAUCAUGCAGCUCCCCAAACUGAUCGACGACUCUGGGCUUUUCGCCGAUGCGCAGGAGAGCGUUGACAACGAGGAGAAAGACGCAUUGAACGUGCCUGGAAGUGAUCGACGCAUGAGCUUCAUGAAUACCCGGCUUUGGGAACAAGCCGAACGUGAAUUGUUUCUGGAUACCGACAGCGAACAGACUGAAUCGAACGUGGAUGACGACGAAACGACUACUCAGUCACUGACCGAGACGGCCGAUACCGAGAUUUCAUCGCAGCCAGCUACCACGUCUUCUCGAAGCACCAAGGCAAACAAACAGCGAUCCAGUGAUCUUCAACGCAUUUUUGAGCUUAGCUUCAAAGUAGAUCAAGUGACCGCAACAGUCCGCGAAGCCCGCAGAAGAUGGGAUCGGUCAGAGGAUGGGCCUUUGGAAAUCGCAUUGUGUGACUUGUCCUUGCAACACUUGUCGCUUGAUUACUGUCUUCGACCGCACGAUAUGACCGUGAAUCUGGCUCUGAAAUCCUUGGAUGUCGUCGAUCGAAUGGAACAUGGCAACGAAUUCAAGUACCUAGUGACAUCUGACGUUGAAGUGUUGCACAGCGAGGAUCAGGACGUCGACGACGUUCAACAGAAAGAUCUGGUCAAUGUCGAAUAUAUUCGAGUGGAUUCCGAUCAUCAUGCUUACAUUGAAAAGUAUAAGGGGAUCGAUCAGACCGCCAAAGUCACCUUGUCCACAUUGAACUUUAUCGUCACCCGCAGCUCCGUGUUGACGCUUUACAAUUUCGUCCUGAAUACUUUUGUCGACCAAGAAACACCGUCAUCGUCUGCCAUGGCACCGAAACGAGCAUCAGGAGCCAAUUUAUUAUCGGCGGAUAACAAAGACAAGCCACCGCAGGACCGUCGACGAUCGUCAGCGGCUUAUUUACCAGCCGUCUUGCAACCGCAGCCCCAAUCCAGUAGCAGUAUUCACGUUCGUCUGUUGCUCGACAGUGUCAACUUUGUUCUUAACAACGACGGGAUCCGUUUGGCGACUGGAGAAUUGUCGCAUGGUGAUCUUACCACGCUCAUGGCGAAUGGCAAAAUGAAAUUGGCGGCCAAGUUUGCCAACUUUAGUUUGACCGACGAUCUGGGCCAUGGCCAGGGAUCGAAAGACGCUCAAACCCGAUAUACCAAUCAGUUAUUGACUAUCCAAGGUGAAGAACUGAUUGACUUUUCGUAUGAAUCUUUCCUAAAGGACGAUCAUGAUUACCCGGGAUACGAUCAAUCGCUGUUCUUGAGGAUGGGAUCGGCGCAACUCACGUUCCUGGAACGGCCGGUGAUUCAGUUACUCGAAUUUCUGAGCAAGUUUGCUGCUAUGAAAGAGUUCUACGAUCGCGCACGCGAAGCAGCUUUGCAAUCAGCACAACAACUGCAGCAAUCGGUUUCCAAGCUUCACUUUGACAUUAUCAUCAAAACUCCCGUAGUCCUGUUUCCAGAAAUGCACGAACAUCCAUCUGACGUGGUGGUAGCUCACCUGGGCGAGAUUUGGGCGUCCAACUCGUUUGUGGAUGAAGAUGGCGAUUGUAUUAGCAUGAUCCAGGCCGGUAUUCGAGCCAUCAGUCUCACCUCCAAAUUCUACGUCACCUCCAAAGAUUCCGACCGGGCUCGACUGCAGACCCUCCCGAUUGUGGAUGACAUCGACCUUAUCUUUGACAUUAAAAGACCUCAAGAUGACGCCGUGAUGAAACGACCCGAACUGGAUGUCAAGGGAAAAAUUAAGGACGUUUCCAUGAGACUCACGGAGCGUCAGUACGUUUUCCUGAUGGAUGCCAUCAACAUGGUCUCCCGCAUUGUCUCCCCCACCGAAGUAACCGAGGCACCGUCACCGUCCGUCCGUGGCCCUACUUCUCAGUCCACUCUGGAAUCAAACGAUCAGCGUGCGGCAACGGCCAGCAACGAAACCGAAUCGACCAAUCAAGAUGGGGAGGAGGCAGUAGGAAACUUGCCGCCGCGAAUUCACCUGGAUUUCCAUGUGCAAACCAUUUGUCUGGAAGUGUAUAAAGGUAACGAAGACCAGAACGAAUUGCAAACCCCGGCAAGUUUGGCGCGUAUUGCUCUGAACGAUUCGUCCUUGCAGCUUGACAUGCUGAAAAAUGACACCAUGAAACUCAACUUGCAAACCGUAUCAUUGACCCUUGAUGAUACACGUCCCAAUAUCAAGAGCAAGUUUAAAGAGAUCAUGCCUGCCAUGGACAAUGGUCACCAAUUCGAGCUGCAAAUGGAUAUUUCCAAACCGGAUCCGAACCGUCACGCCAUCGCAUUGAUCACCAUCAACGACCCUAAAGUGAUCUUGUCACUCGAUCACACGUUUAUGCUGAGUACGUUUGCCAUGAAACCGUUCACGAAUCGGGCCUUACCGUCGUCCUCGAACCAACCAUCGGAUCAAUCUACCCCACCUCCAGCUGGCAACGAAGGAUCCAUGGAGAUUUCAUUCCGCUUAAAUGUCAUUAAUGCCGAUUUUGUAUUGCUCGCCAAUCCCGAUGCCAGUGAUUCCGAAGCGGUGGUUCUGUCAGCGGAACAAGUGAUGAUUUCCCAGCAAACGGUGACAGCGAUUGUGGUCAAACAGAUGGGCAUGUUCCUUUGUCGUAUGGAUACGCGUAAAAUGUCGACAUUACGUUUUAUACAGCCGUUUGAUAUCUCGCUGUCAAUGAAUAACAACAUGGGUACCGGGGACCAGCAAACCAACCAAUCGAUGGAACUAGAAAUGGAUGUGGAUGCCUUGGUGCUGCGUCUGUCCUAUCGUGAUGUGAUGCUCAUCACCGAUAUUUUCAACAAGGCAUACGAACUGUACAACGGAAGCAUUGGUGCCACUACUACGGAUGCGGCUUUGGAUUCUUCCCCGGCAUCGGCCAGUGUUCUUAAGACUGGUCUGAAAGAGCUACCUCCGGUUGUGCAUGCUGCCAAACAGACACUGUCGCGUGAAUCGCUUCGUGCAGCGUUCCACGGUAUGCAGGUGAUCCUCAUUGAGGAUAUCCAUGAAAUGCCCAUGGUCGAUAUGACAUUAAAACCGUUUGAUGUGGACGUGACAAAUUGGUCCCGAUCGUUGGCCGCCGAUGUGUCUUUUUCAGCCUACGUAAAUUAUUUCAACAUCAAGAACUCUCACUGGGAACCCUUGAUCGAGCCAUGGGAUUUCAAGAUUGAAGUCGCCAAGAAGAGCACACGUCCACAAGAUCCACUUAAUGUCAAGCUCAUUUCCAACACUGCGCUGAAUGUGAAUGUUACGCACACCUUCCUGGAAAGUGCGCUUGCCACCGUUCAUUUAUGGCAUAAACGAAAUGAUCUUGCAUAUAGCGGUGAACGUGGUACCAUUGCUCCGUAUAAGCUUCGCAACCGAACUGGUUAUCAACUUCAUCUGUGGAACUCCGGCGAUCCUAACGGUGAAACCGUGAUCAAAGAGCUCAAUGAUGGUGAAGAUAUGCCCUGGUGGUUCGAAGACUGGAAAAAGCGUCGCGAGACUACCACAACCAGCAACAACUUGCUGAAUGUUCAAUUGGAUGGAGCUUUGUGGGAAAGUUUGCGAAAUAUUCCUGUAGAUACCGAAGGCGAACACAUUUACGCUUUGCGUCCUGUGAUCCAUGAUGUUCAGCAUCGCGUUAUCUUUGAUGUCAAACUGGUCGACAAUCUAAAAGUAGUGACCAUUCGUUCGGCCUUGGUGAUCGAAAAUCGAACCCUGCUUCCUGUAGAUGUCCUUCUCGUCGAUGCUCGAGGGAACCCAGAACGCUCUUUCAAGAAAAUCGCACCGGGCGAGGAUUAUCCUAUUCCCAUCGAAAAGGCAUAUCAUAAUCGUUUCAGUAUUCGCCCGGAUGCGGGCUUCGGUUACCAAUGGACAAACCAAACACUGCACUGGAAGGAUUUUGCGCGUCCCAAGACAAGAACCAACAUUGUCAAGUGUACAAGCAAGGAAAACGAUAUGGCUCCCUUCCUAUUCCAAGUGAAUGCAAUUUUGGACAAGAAGAAUAUCUUGUUUGGACACUAUCCUGUCAUGUCGAUCCGACUGAGCGCACCGGUGGAAAUCGAAAACCUGCUACCCUAUGAUUUCAACUUUCGGGUGAUUGAUCGUACAGCUGGACAAGAAUUUAGUUCUUUCCUUCGCAAAGGAGGAGUGACACCGAUCCACGUUAUCGAGAAUGGUCACUUCCUCUUGUUAAGCGUACAAAUGCCAGAUACAAAAUAUAAAGCAAGCGAAUUCGCGAUUAUUAGUACCCGAGGAUCGGAUGACUUUAACGUGGAAGACUCCCUGCAAUUUGAAGGGCCCAAUAACACGCGAUUGUCACUCCGAAUUAGUGCCAUAGAUGUUCCUGAUUCCGGCGGUGCGCGCAAGUACAGUAUCUACUGUCCUUAUGUGAUCAUCAAUAAAACAGACAGUAUGAUUGCUUUCAAGGCCAAACCAGCUUGGCAGAGCGCCAUGUUUCAAGGUUCGCAUGACACUGUCGUCUGCCGUCCAAGUAGCAAGGCGGAACCUUUCAUGUACUCGUAUCCCAAGCAUGACAACCGAAACCGUUCUCUGAUUCAGGUGGCCGGUUCCGAAUGGAGUCAGCCUUUGAGUUUUGAAGCGGUAGGCAGUGUGUAUGAUGUGGCGAUGCCGACCCCCAACAAAGCCGAAGAAGUACACGUUGGCAUCAGUAUUCAGGAAGGCCACGGCAAGAACAAACUAUCAAAAGUCAUUACGUUCACACCUCGCUUUAUUCUGAGCAAUCAUAUGGACGUCGAGAUUCGAUUCCGCGAACCAGAGUCACGAGUUGACCAUUCGUUGGCCCCUAAGCAGAGAAUCCCCUUGUAUAAUCUUCGUCGCAUUGCUGACAAACAGCUCAGUGUCAAACUGCCCGGCAUAAGUAACACCUGGUCGGCGCCGUUUAACAUCCAGGAUAUCGGCAAGGUGCAUGUGCGAUUGGAUAGUGCUGAUGGUUCGACGGCCAUGUUGAUGAGCGUUACUACCAUUCUGCAAGAUGCUACUAUCUUUAUCCUGUUGAACAAGGAAAGCAGUGACAAAUGGCCAUACAAGCUUGUCAAUCAGACCAAAGAAGAUAUGACAUUUUAUCAAGAAGAUCCCGUUCUGCUGCGUGACGAUUAUAGUGAACCUCGAGCGCGCAGCCAUCGUACGCGACGCUAUCGCUUACCUGCGGGACAAUCCGUAGUUUAUUCCUGGGAUAUGCCCGCUGUGAAAGAUAAGAGGAUCAUCUUGAAUAUCAAUGGUCACGAACGAAGCAUCAACUUGCAAGAGAUCGGUAGUCAACCACCUUUCCAGCAUACUACUAAAAGCGGUGGUAAAGCGAUCACUUCGAUUGAUAUCCGAACCAAAGGCACUAUGCAAAUUCUUCAGCUGACGCCGUUUAACCAGCAACAAAGUUAUUUCCGUCCAUUGCCUUCUCGUUCGUCUAGCAUGGCAUCGAUGACUACCAAAGACACCGCUGCCCGAGAAGGAUUUGAAGCAAUCGAUGUCAAACUGGUCUUUAACUUUGUAUUCCAGCUGCAGCUUUCACAGAUUGGAUGCUCCCUGAUCAACAGGCAACUUCAGGAAAUUGCCUACAUCACAUUCAGAGGAUUCGAUAUCAAGUUUACCGAUUCCAAUAUGUAUCAAUCUGUGCGUUGGAAUAUCGAAUGGGUGCAAAUUGACAGUCAGAUAUACGGCACCAUGUUCCCUAUCCUUCUUUAUCCUACGAAUAUGACCAAGGAAACCAACCACGAAAUCUUGCCAACCUUGCAAAUGGCCUUGGAUAGAGUCAAGGAUGAUUCUCAUGGCGUGCUCUAUUUCAAAUACUUUUCCAUUCUCUUGCAAGAAAUGAGUGUUGAAAUUGACGAAGCGUUUAUUUACGCGAUUAUCGAUUUCACGCAUGUGGAUGUUCCAGGCUGGAACGAACCCGCUGAGAGCAGCGAACUCUGGGAAUACACCACCGAGAUUCCUGAUGUAAAGCCUACCGAAGACAUUGCGCAAUUGUAUUUUGAAGUCCUCAGUAUUCAGCCGAUUCGUUUCGAUCUUUCCUUUUUGCGUACCGAUCAAGUGAAUAUUGUCGAUGAAAGACCUCAAGGAAGCUCUCCUUUGAUGUUCUUUAUCAAUGUAUUGACAAUGGCCAUUGGUAACAUCAACGCUGCUCCUAUGCGAUUUAAUGCACUUGCUGUGGAAAAUCUGAGAGCAAGCGGACCGGAUCUGGCCAACCGUGUCUUUAUCCAUUACAGCGAUCAAUUCGUUUAUCAAGUGCACCGAAUGCUUGGUUCAGCCGAUUUCUUGGGCAAUCCUGUGGGCUUGUUUAACAAUCUCAGUUCAGGUGUAGCCGAACUCUUUUAUGAGCCUUGGCAAGGUCUGAUUAUGAGUGAUCGUCCUCAAGAUCUUGGCAUGGGCAUCGCAAGGGGUUUCAGCGGGUUUGUCCGCAAGAGUGUUUUCGGUGUUUCGGAUAGCUUUACGAAAUUUACUGGCAGCAUCAGCAAAGGUCUGUCAGCUGCCACGAUGGACCGCGAGUAUCAAGACAAACGACGUAUGACCAUGGCCAGAAACAAACCGCGUCAUGCCCUGGGCGGCGUGACUCAAGGUGCCAACUAUUUUGCCAACAGUCUUGCUAGUGGUGUCGCCGGUCUUGUGACUCGACCAAUUGAAGGUGCGACCAAGGAAGGUGUCGGCGGGUUCUUCUCCGGUGUAGGAAAAGGACUCAUGGGCGCUGUGACCAAACCUGUUGUAGGUGUGUUUGAUCUCGCAAGUAAUGUUUCGGAAGGUAUCCGGAACACUACAACGCCUAGUGACACCAACGAUAUUGAGCCGAUCCGUCUGCCGCGAUUUAUCGAUCAAGAUGGCAUUUUAAGACCGUAUUCUGCAAAAGAAGCGCAGGGUCAAAGUUGGCUCAAGGAUGUGGAUGGCGGCCGAUAUGCACAAGAUGCGUAUAUUGCGCACUGUUACGUCCAGAGCAAUGAGCGUGUGGCGCUAUUAUCUUCCCAACGUGUGAUGUUGAUCAGAACGCGGCGUUUAUCGCUUGAAUGGCAGGAACCAUUUACGGAGAUUCAAACGAUCAAGUGUGAAGCGACGGGUAUCGCAAUUUAUCUGCGAAAUAUGAGCCAGGAACCGUUCCUGGUGAUUGCCGAUAAAAAAGCGCGCGAAUGGUUCUUUAAAAAAAUUGAAGAAGCCGUCAUCAAGUAUAACGCCGCGCGAUGCCUCGAAUAA
Radiomyces spectabilis is the source of this 9642-nucleotide messenger RNA. RefSeq lists its product as uncharacterized. Gene Ontology annotation, biological process: protein retention in Golgi apparatus; protein targeting to vacuole; late endosome to vacuole transport. Gene Ontology annotation, cellular component: extrinsic component of membrane. The record is from RefSeq and is a predicted model, not a curated record. The transcript is spliced from 36 exons. Bases 1 to 9642 code for a protein of 3213 amino acids. NCBI's taxonomy places the organism in Eukaryota, Fungi, Mucoromycota, Mucoromycetes, Mucorales, Radiomycetaceae.